Molecule: messenger RNA, 723 nt
Organism: Thelazia callipaeda (thelaziosis nematode)
Lineage: Eukaryota; Metazoa; Nematoda; Chromadorea; Rhabditida; Thelaziidae
Source: the annotation of a GenBank genome assembly
AUGAAGCAGAAAAUAAAGAAAUUUGCGUUGAUUCUAUCACUGAUUACAUUUUUUUUGGUGAAUGGCAUACCUGUGAACACAAAUUCAACUUUAUUAGAAGGCGAAAUAGAUCAGUCACCAAUCCAUAGUGACCUUUUGACCCGUUUAAUGAUCACUUCUUAUCCUUUCGAAAAAACAAUGACGGGUAUUUUCAAAGGGCCAAGUUUUACAAAUAGAGAUUUGCGACUUAUCUCAGCGACUUGCAAACUGUUGCACAACUGUGCAACUAAAGCUCUCAAUGAACGCUUUCAAAUUGUCCGCUUCUACAAUGGCACAUUCGAAUCUCCUUCACAGCAGAAUAUUUUCAAUGAUUACGUCUGUAGAUUGACAGAUUCUGAUUUAAGAAGGGAAGAUUCCAUUAGUGAACAUUAUCAAUAUGACAACACUGAUAUCAAAGAGUCAGCAACACCUGACUGGAUUUUUUUCGACAAUAUUCGAGCUGUUGAGAUAUAUCUUCUAAAUUCCAGUGGAUACGGAGAUGCAAGAUUUGAUUCUCAAACAUCACUGUUAAUUUUUGGAGGGAAAGGCGUUGAAAGAGCAUUUUACGGUUUCGAUGAUACUAAUGAAGAAAGUCUUAGAUCUGAACUUCUUCGGUGGAAGAAAAUAUCAAAUAUGAUUGAAUCGUCUAGUGAUGAAGAAUCAGAGAACGAUGAAUCUCCCAAUAAAAGAAUUCGUGUUCAUUAA